This is a messenger RNA of Lymnaea stagnalis (great pond snail), 9468 nucleotides long. The record is from the annotation of a GenBank genome assembly. NCBI's taxonomy places the organism in Eukaryota, Metazoa, Mollusca, Gastropoda, Lymnaeidae.
AGGAGACGUACCGUAAGCCGUAAGGUUUCAUGUAAGCAUUUAAUGCUCAUUAAAUGUUUACGACCGUCUUGCUCAUCAAACGCUUACAUUUGUACAAUUACAAAGACAGAUCAUUCAUAUGAACAAUAUCUUUCAAUAUGGAAAAAUUAUUCAACAAAUAUAAUAAUAUAAAUAAGUAUAAGUGGGAGGGGGUCCACGAAUUCGUUAAGCCAAGCUUUGUGUUAAAAGUGUCAAACUUGUGUUAUGAAUCAUGAAUGUGUGACGAAAAUUUUAUUUUUGUUUGUUUUUGGUGCGGGGAGGGGGGGGGGUUGGGGUGGUGUGAGUCACGAGUGUCAUCGAAAAUAGCCUCACAUCGGUUACUGAUACUGAUACUAUUGAAGAACUGACCUGAAGCUUAGUAUUUACAUCACCAUGGCUCCCGACCAAUGUCCGACCAUGUCAUUGUCCAUUGAGACAUUUCCGUUGCGUAAGCAACAUCAAACGAUAUUAAUAAUAUCAGUAAUGAAAGAAAGUAUUUUAAAAGGCUAUAUAAUAUAUACAAAAUAUACAUAGCAGUGUUUUCUCCUACAGCUUAUUGAUUGAUUAAGUCCUUUAAAAAAAAUUAUAUAACGUUUGUGUACAUGCUAUUUUAGCAAGCUCACAAUGCUCUGAUGUUCUAAAAUCUAUUUAAAGAGAGAAGUCUUUAAAUGGUUCUUAAACUUAAAUUAAAAUGACUUUUUAUCAUUUUCAAUGUCCCUCAAAUGCAAUAUCAUACAAAUAUUUUAUUUGAUUAAAAUUUUUAUUUUACCACAAUUACUUAAUAAAUUUGACUUUUGUUUAGUUUAUCACAAAUGAUAAAUAUAUCAGUAUAUAAUAUAAACAUGCCAACAAUUUUGUAGCUAAAAUGAAAUAAAAUGCAUUAAUACAUGAUAUAAUUUAUUAUAUCAUUUAUAGUAAAAACAUACAUUAAUGAUACAUUCUGUCCUCCUAUUUUUAGUUCCCGAAUUCUAAUGUGGGAUGACUUGCCAAGAUGGUAAGAAAGCAUUUACUGAAUAUAAAACCAGAGGUUAUUAAUACAGAUACCAGUGCAGAGUUCCUGAGAGUUUUCAGGUCACUGAGACCUGAAUUUAACAGCUGGGAUGAAUUUUCAACUCUUCUGGAAGAGUUUCAAAAGGUUACAGGAGCAGGUACAAAUAACAAAAAAAUUCCAAAUAAUCAUAUUAUAUAAUGAUAAUAUAUAUAUAUAAAAUAUUGAGUUUUCCAAAUAUGAGCUAUAUAAAUAAAAUUACCACCAUAUACUUCUGCAUUGAUCUAGACCAGGGGUCACCAAACUACAGCCAGUGGGCCGGAUCCGGCCCACGAUGUCAUUUCAUCUGGCCCGUCGACAGUACUUGAAUUUGCUUGAUAAAUCAUUUUGAACAUGAGUGGUAUAAUUUAAAUUUAAAUAUUAUGUAAUACAUGGAGCUCUUCACACAUGCAGAGACCUUCUGGCUGCUAACGUCGCCUUUUUUGAUAACCUUUUUUUUAGCAAAUAAAUAUGUUGGUUGUCUUUGUUUUUUGUGCAUUGCAUGCUGCUCACCCAUGAUUAUUACGGAAUACUGAACUUAGCUUUUUUAUUUUUUUCCAGAGCUUUCGUUCUGGCUUGCAAAUAUUGUACAGAAUGAUUAUGCGGUCCCUCUUCAUUAUCCUCAUCAUUUUGUCAGUUAUCUGGCCCACUGUGAAAAGUUUGGUGACCCCUGAUCUAGACCAAUAUUUGUACACAUACAUUUGAUUAUCCAUAUUCUAUAUAUAUGGUAGGGAAAUACUUUAAAUGUAUUGUGCUUAAUUGUUAUAGUUGUAAAAUGUUGUCUUGGUUAAAAAUAUGUAUUUAUUUAUGUACUCAAAAUGAAUAUAUACUAUGUAAUCAAAAAACAUUUCCAUUUUUUAAAAAUGUACCUUAUAUAAGUGAUAUACAUACCAGUAGGUUCAGACAACAAUAUAGGGUCCUACAGGAAUCUAGUCAUUUAAAAGGCUAUUUCUCUGGUAUUUUUUAACAGAUUUUAUCCAAUGGGACAGAAUUUAAAUUCAACGCCAUUAUUUAUCUGAAUGAUUUUUAUAGGGCCCUCUAUCUAAGGCCUAGCUAAAAUGGCACCUUGAGGCAUGGGCUCCCAUCAGGACCCCUCUUUUAACUUAAAUGAAAAAUAGUUAUAAUUAUUGCAUUUUGUUGUAGAUUUUCUCGUAUUCCAAAAACAUUUACAUAGAAAAUGUCAGAUAUCCAGGCAGGUCCCUGUUAGAUUUUAAAAAAUUUUGAACAUAUCUUGUUCCGCUAUUAAUUCUGAACUAUACUUUUAAAAAAUCUUUUUAAAUGCUGUAAAUAUAUCACAUAAAAAAAUAAAAGUUUUAAUGCUUAGAGAGAAUUUUUCCUUUUAAAUUUUUUAAUUAAGAUGGCAACUGAUACACAACUUUUGGAAAUGUAUCUACUUCUAAUUUAACAGAUUUCAUAAAUUUUAAACUCUGUAGCUUUCAAGCCAAAAUGUGGUACCUCUGUAGUAAAUAUAAACAGAAGACGUGUGUAUAACAAGAUUCCAGAGUGUUUCAAAUAUCAAACGGUCAACAUGGUUUGUCAACAUUAUGGCGUGCCAACCACCACUACCCCACGCAGGAACAGGUAGGUAAUUAUAUUUAUAAUUUCCAAUUUUUUUUUUACAUGUGGAAAGUCCAUACCUUUCAAUUUUUGUUUCCACAUAACACCUUUUUUUUAAACACCAUAUAAUUGUAUGAGCAGUUCAUGUGUUGUUUAAAUAUAAGAGGGCUUUUGAAAAUAAAUAAAAUAAUAAUGCUUGAUUGAUCUAUUUAAUCUCAGGAAGUUACCAAGUAUGCAAAUAAAUACACACGGGCCGUGGUGGAUCUCUGGAAAAAUCACAUGGGGGACAACAAAUAAACUGCACUUUGUUUGGGGUGGGGGGGUCGACAAAAUAACCAGGCAACCACCAAUUAUAAAAAGUAAGAUACUGUUUUCAUAUUUACAAAUCUGUUUCUUCCAGAGGAGGCACAUGUCUAGAAUUAACCCCUAUCACCCUUCUAAUCCACUUUUGCUAAAAAAUGCUAUUUAGUUGCAAGAUAGAUAUCCAUUAUGUGAGAAAUUCAGACUAAUGAGAAUGCAAAAGGACUAAUGACAUUUUUUUAAAAUUAACAAAAUGUUGAUUCAUAUUUUGUGGUCUAUAGCAAGUUUUCAAACUUAAUGAUUUCACUAGUAAAAAUAAUGUCUUUUCUUUUACAUAGUCUGCUAGCACCCUCUUACACCCUAUCUUAUUCAAAGGUUACAGUAUACAAUUGUAAAAUAUAAGACAUUCAUUCCAUCAUUGAAAUUUUAUUUGUUCUUGAUGAUUGUUUAAUAUUUUAUUUUACUUUAGCUAUAUGGGACUUAAUUGUAAAGCCCACAUCAAGUUAAGUUACAGCAAGGGGAGACUACACGUAACGUCCGUUAUCUUCACUCAUUCAAACCAUCCCCUCAUUCCAAGUGGGAAUAACCCAAAGAGGUAACCAAUGGUAUUUUUGUGUGUUAAGUUCAUGGCCCUGACUGGUUGUGGUUACAUUUGCUUUGAGAGAAUGCUGGUGAUACUUAAACUCAUAAAUCAUGAUUUCUACUAAAAUAUACAUUUUAUGUAUUUAAAUUUGAUAAAUUCAUUACACCUAUAAUAAAUAUGUUAAAUUGUUGUUUACACAGCAAUGUUAUGGCAGAAUUAUUUAAAACAAUCGGAAAUAAGAAACAUAGGUUAAGAGAAAACAAUGAGUUGUUUUGUUUCAUCUUCCUUCAAGUUUUCCCAAACCCUACAGAAAAUAUUAUCUCCUGUAAAUUCUCUUCUUCUUCUUUGGCACUUUUGACAUGAGUGAGAGUGAUGCAUAGGUCAUUCGUAACUCUCUUUUUGUUCAUCUCUGAUCUGAGCUAUUCUUUCCAGUUCACUCCACUUCUUACCAUUUCACUCCACUUCUUACCAUUUCUCUCCAUCUCCUCUGUUGGGCUUCUAAUGUGUGUGUCUCUAAAAGUUGUAAAUAAUCAUAUAUUCAGAGGUUUUAAAAAUUUUUGAUACAUGAUAAUAACCAGUCUAUUUCUUUUAUUGUUGUGAUAUUGUUAUGACAUGUGAUAUUCAGACAUAUUUUAUUGUUGUGAGAUUAUUGUGUUCCUUGGUACUCAGACAGCUGAGGACAGUGACAUUUAAUGACUACCUGGAUUUGCUCAUGGUUCGGGAAGUCCUGGCCAGCAAUGUGUAUCUGUACAAAAAUGGGGACAAGCACUGGAAAGCAACAGUCAUUAGAAUACAAGAUUUGGAUCCAGGAUUCUUGCACGUGACACAGAGAAUGGUCAAGCGCAGGACACAGUUUUUGAUUGACAAUUAUUUGGAAAAUUCUAUUGACAGGUGAAAUGACUUAUGACUUAACUCAACAAUAAAGUUUUAAAGAAACAAAACAGUUAACAGUUUUGAGAAAAAUGCAAAAUUUGAUUUGACGUGGAGUUUUCAACAACAGACAAUAACUAAUUGUUUAAGUUACUGCUAUACACAGUGGGAGCCUAAAAAUUAUAUUGAUAGGAGUGGCCAAGAAAAUUUAUUAUUUAAUUUAUACCAAGUCAAGAACUACACAUCUUAAAAUUAAAGUUGAUUAAUAGAUAGGAUUGUCUGUACCAUACUUUUGUAAAUCAUAUCUUUGUAUGUAAAAAUGCCCUAAUUUUUUAUACAUAGAUUUAUUCCUUUAUACCGGUAUCUAAAUCUUUUUACAUGCUGGUUGAGAACAUCUCUAUUAGACUACAGAUUUUAAAACUAAUCUAAAGCAAUUAAAAAUGAACAAAGAAAUAUUACUUAAUAAAUCUGAACACUGCAUAUGAAAUAUUAUUACUUUGGAAUUAAAUUAAGUCACUUUUAACUUUUUAAUAGUUUUUUUAAAUACCUUAAUAUUGGUUUAUAUAUGACAGAACAAUUUUUUUUUCUACAGCAAUUUUUUUUCUUUUUACAGUUCUCCUUCACCCAAUGAUGAAAUGGGCCAGAUUUUAAAAAAGCUCUCUGAACUGAGGGAACCCAAGCCAACAGCUAAACCUCGCCUCCCCAGGACUCCAACUACAUUACCAAAAGCUUUACCCAAAGAUCUGCUCAAGAAGAAGAAGAGUAAGCCCAAAAAGAAGCCCAAGAGAGGUAGAGGGAGGCCAAGGAAGAAAACUCUCUUUACUGAAGAUGAGUCACAGUACUUGGUGAAGUUGGGAUCUCCUGAAGUGGAGAGUAAUGAGGACAUAGAUUAUUUUUCUACCCUGAUGGAUGUCCCUGACAUUAACACAGACUACAAAACAACAGAAAUUAGUGGUGAGAUGGAUUCAUUGGAGCCAGCUAUUUCAUUUUCACGUAGGUAUACUGAUGGUCAAUUUUUAAUAAAGAAUUAUAAGAAGUUUAAAUCAUUAAAAAAAAAUCAUUUCUCUUGAAAGUAUUAACAAAAUGUGAGAGCUAAGCAUUCAAGCAUAAAAGUAACAUUUUAAUGUCCAAAUUAUAUGUAUAUUUUAUUAAAUACAUAUUACACAAAUAUUCAGCUCUCAAAAACGUAGUUUCAAGCACCAAAGAGUAGUUUUGGCCAAUUAGUGUUGGGAUGGAAUUAAAAUGCAACAAGAUGUGCCAGAAAAUCCACACCACAGAUUAUUUUAAAAUUGUUAGCAAUAAAGAUGCUUGAACAAUGAAAGUUAUUUUAAUACAAACAUAUAAACAAAGAAGUUAACAGAAUAUCAUUCUUUGUUUGGUUUCUUAAGGAUGGGGCGAGGUCUUCCGACACUGAGUGCACAGACUUGCUUGAUUCAUAAGCACAUUUGAGUUACUUAAGGUUAUGCUCAGUACUCUGUCAAUAGUAUUUAGUGGGCUGGGUUUCAGUACAAGAAGACAUUCCAGUGUCUCUGAGGAAAAGGACUGCCUCUCAGAAACAUUGGAAUCUUGAUGCUUGAUGUUUUUUUAUUGAGAGCAUUGCACAUCUCUAAAAUAUUCACACACAGUAAAUUGAAUAAUAUAAAAUGCUAAAUUGGUAUUUAAAUAAAUCACUAUCCAUGAUCAGUAUCCACAUAAAAUAAAAAUACAAACAAAUGCCCUUACUUUGGCGCUCAGUCAUAUCUGUCAAAUCACAGGCUUUUAAAUCUUGUAAGGUGGAACAGAGAUCAUCCUUGUCCACCACCAUCACAAUGAGAUUGCAAAAAAAAUAUACUUGAAUAAUUGUCAUUUACUCCUUGCUGACUCAGAAACGAACAAGGUACUCUCAUCCCCUCCAGUUAUUGUCUUCAGACCGGACAAAAAUCUAGGUUGACAGUCGCCUUCUGGCUGACCCCUCUUAUGUUGUGACUAAACCAAGAAGCCGUUGUAGGACUUGCUCCUAUGUUUUGGAAACUAUACACAUUGGCUCCCAUAAGGGGAUCUUUACAAUAAAAGAAGGCUUCACACGUAUUAGUUGAAAUGUGAUCUAUGUGAUUGUUUGCCAAAGAUUCCGCUUCUGCUAUAUAGGUGAGAUGGGAAGAAGGCUAUUUGAUAGGGUCAGUGAACAUCUUUGGGAUAUUGAACAAAACAAGCCAUCCCUGGUCUCAUCCCUUUUCAAUUGAGGUGACCACAAGGGCACAUCUGAUGUAAUAAUAAUAAUAAUAAUAAAGUUCAUUUCAAAAACACGCUUCAUCCCCAAAGGCUCGAAGCGCGGUACAAAGUCAACAAAAUACAAAUCUAUAAUUUACCACAUUUAAAACAAACGCAACACUACAAAAACUAAUUACAAGCAUACAAUGGCAAAGUCUUUCUAGCCAUUUCAACCAUAAGCAACACAGCCAUUAUGCAUUAACUGGAAAAUAUCAUUUAAAACAAACGCAACACUACAAAAACUAAUUACAAGCAUACAAUGGCAAAGUCUUUCUAGCCAUUUCAACCAUAAGCAACACAGCCAUUAUGCAUUAACUGGAAAAUAAGGUUGACAAUCAUCCCAGAGGGUGUUUGCGAAAUAGAUGUGUCUUUAAAUUGGUUUUAAAGGACUCCAGUGUCUGGUUGUUUCUGAGAUCGACAGGAAGGGCGUUCCAAAUUGUUGGACCAGCAAAUGCGAAAGUGCGCUUUCCGUAAGUCUCAAGGCAAACACGUGGUGUCGAGAGUUUGCCACUAUCGGAUGAGCGGAGCUCUCUACUGGGUACAUAAGGCGUCAGCAGCUCUUUCAGAUAGGACGGCGCCAGGUCAUGUAAGCAGCGGUAGCACAAAGUUGCGAUUUUGUACUCUAUGCGAGCACGCACCGGCAGCCAAUGCAACUCUCUCAGAAGUGUUUUUGCAUGGUCGAACUUGCGUUUGCGGAGAACAAUGCGAGCCGCAUUAUUCUGUGCUAUUUGAAUUUUAUCCAGGAGCGUAGCUGGAAGACCCACCAUGAGAGCAUUGCAAUAGUCCAUGCGUGAUAGCACAAAUGCAGAGAUCAGCCUCUUUGUUGCAUCAAUUGUUAGGAAGGGCCUGAUGUGACUAAUCCUGCGCAGCUCCAGAAAAAUCGCCUUGCAUAGCAUGUUAAUAUGAUUUUCAAAAGUUAGUCUUCUAUCUAGGUAGACACCCAGGUACCGCACUGUUUGAGCUAACUCAAUACGCCCACCUGAGAGAGUAAUGGAUGUCGUGUUAUUUGCAGAUUUUUGCUUCUGAGCGGUCGCAAUGGGGAGCAGCUCAGUCUUAUCAUCAUUUAAUUUGAGCUUGUUUAUGGUCAUCCAUAAUGUAUCCAUUAAGGCUCUAGUCUCUUGCACCAGCACUCCAGCGAGAGUGAAAACAAAUUUAUUCAGAUUUUCAGCACCAUAUCACCAAAUGGAAUUAAUUAAAAGCUCUCAAGUGAUCCUUUAUUUCCCUCCAUUUCUACUCUCAAUUUUUUUCUGUUUAAAAUUGUACAGUAAUAAUACUUAAAUUCUUGUACGGUGACAGUACGCAACCAUAGAAUAAUAUGGAUUGCAAAUUUUGGGUUUGAACAACUUAACAUCCAUUUCUAACACUGACAUAGAUCACUUUCUGUUCUGAACAUUUUAUUUAAUAAUUUCAAUUUAUCUGUUGUUUAUUACUGUAUUGUAUUCUCUGCUGAAGAAGGCAUCUAGCCAAAACGUCCACCUGUCUUCUUAAAUUUUCAAGCCCAAAACAUAUCUUGUUCCACUAUUUAUUUAUUCGAUUGCUGACAGUGCUACCACAAAAAAUACGGUAAUUUUUAUUAACUUCUGAAAAGGUUUUUUUAGGCUCGUCAUUAAUGCCUGAAUCUUAGGCUUAAAAUGUAGUUACUAAGGUGAAAACAUAGGGGUGAACAGGUCUUCAAGUAAGAGAACAUUUUUAUAUUUAACCAUAUUAUAACUAAGUGUAUGAUGUUGGGGGGUCGUUUGGCUCCUUCCUCAGAAAUGAUGUUGAAUUAGCUGUGGUUACCUGCCAUAAAAAUGGAAGAUGUUGAAUUCCUGGUGAAAGCAAGCUAUUUGUUCCAUCUCCUUUUAGUUUUUAAUUUUUUUUUUUUUUAACUAUGGUUUAAAAUUUUAAUUCAAACUGUUCAAGUCCAUCACACAGCAGCUUUAAAUUAAAUUGUAAAAAAAUUAAUAUAUAUUUAUAUAGUAAUCAAAUUCAUACAAUUUUAAAAUAAUUGUUGCAUACUCCACAGCGGCCUCCCAUGUCAAGGGUAACUCUACAGACAACCGUCCCACCCCAGACAACUGUGCGACCCCAGACAAUCAUCCUACCCCAGACAACAGCGUAGCCACUGAUCACUGUGUGCCUCCACCUGGCCUAACCAAUGUUGAUUUAUUCUGGGAAUACUGGCGACACAGAGAUGCUGAAGAGAGAAGACUCAGGCAAAAAGAAAUCAGAAUAAGGCAAGAGGAGAUACAACUGCGAAAACAGGAGCUAGCUCUCCAGAAGCAGAAGUUUGAAUUCGACCGUGAUGAAAGAGAGAGCUACAGACGACUUCUUUUCAAACAAUGGGGGAGUUACAAUAAGUCCUCAGAGAAACCUGGGGUCAACAGCCAGCUGGACAAUAAUGACCCAAACGAAUAUGCUGUGAUACUCAGUACUGGGGAUAUACUUUCAAUGCCGGUCUAGUCAAACUGGUAAACCUGGUAUCAGGCUGGAAAGUCUGAGGUCAAUGAAUAGCUGGACAGCCUGAGGUCAAUGGAUAGCUGGACAGCCUGAGGUCAAUUGAUAGCUGGACAGCCUAAGGUCAAUGGAUAGCUGGAGAGCCUGAGGUCAAUGGAUAGCUGGACAGUCUACAAUAUGAAGGACCAUUUUUCAAAAAUUUUAAUUCCAGCAAUACCAAAUUUAACGUUUAUAUUUACCACCGCUCCUGGGAUAAACUGGUUUCCAUUACCAUGGAAACUAACCAUUACCACCACCUGUGGGAUAAACUGAUUCAUCACCAUGGACACCAACCAUUACCACCACCUUUGGGGAUAAACUGAUUCAUCACCAUGGAAACUAACCAUUACCACCACCUGUGGGAUAAACUGAUUCAUCACCAUGGACACCA